Molecule: messenger RNA, 741 nt
Organism: Babjeviella inositovora NRRL Y-12698
Lineage: Eukaryota; Fungi; Ascomycota; Pichiomycetes; Serinales
Exons: 1
Coding region: 234-659 (141 amino acids)
Source: RefSeq, a predicted model, not a curated record
GCUGAUUUUAGUCGUGUCCCGUAAUUCAAUAGAAAAUAAACCUAUGAAGCAAUAUGCUUUUAGCCGAAUCCCCCAAAGAUUCACUUAUUUUCAUCCAGCACGCGCCCCUGCAAAAUUAAUUAUUCCACCUUAGGACCGUAGCCCACACUAAAACAGUUAAACGUCAUUUUUGGUGGGAAAUAUUACGCAUAUUUACUCAACACCCCAGCCGUGAACUUGGUUGCAGACAUGGAAUGGUUGGCGUGCAAACCACGUCAGAGUUCCAAACUCCGAGAAGUGAUAAAGAAACCUCCAGAUUUCGCAUUAGAAGCACUUCCGGGAUGCUACAAGCAAGCUCUCACUUCGUGGGUAGGUGGCGCACAAGGGCUAUGCCGUCAUACUCGAGCUCCAACUCUUCUUGUACAAGCAAACUCUCAUCGUACAUGAACUCUGGGGCUAUGCUAGAAAAUGCUUCUCUGAAGAAUACCUCUUCAGUACUCAAAUUCGUUAUCAGAAUGACCCAUUGGCGAUUGCUAGUAAGUGCCAAGCUCUGGCGUGCAGUACUAUGUACGCAAAUCUGGAAAGUAGACCGUGCCGUAGAGCCCGAAGGCUUACAUUCGACAGGAUAUACGACUUACACGCCAGCCUAUCAAACCAUUCCAGUCUAUACUUCGAUUUGAGACUACAGGUCUUUGCUUUCGGAGAGGCGGAGGUCACGAUUUCACCCAUGACAUGAUGAAAUUGGAGGCACGUUAAGGUCAG